UCGGACAAGGACGCCCGAGACCGCGGCUCCCAAAGCUCGGACUCCUCCAGCAGCCGUACGUUACGUUCUCAGCCAAACAGCUCUAGCCCCUUCCCCAAAUUACAAAGGUCAGGACUCUGUAGGACGGAGCCACAACAGUGUCCUCUUCGCACCGAUACGAACCGCCCCGAGACGCCAUCGAGGUGAUCAGCCCUGCCAACUCGCCUGUCCCGCCCCAGGAGAAGAUGCCGCCUUACCAACAGGAGCCCCCCAAAAUGAGCCAAGGGGAAAGAGACUGCAGCCGACAGUACGAGGGCCCGAUCCACUCUUAUCGGCCUCAGCAAGAUUCCCCAUCGCCUCAACAGCAGCCACCGCCACCGCAGCAGCAGGCCCCCCCACCGCCUCCGCCUGCCCCGCAGGGCGAAGGGAUGGGGCCCGUUCCUCGGACCCACCGCCUCAUCACCCUCGCCGAUCACAUCUGUCAAAUCAUCACCCAGGACUUUGCCCGCAGCCAAGCUUCCACGCAGGCCUCCCUCCAGACCCCCACCAGCACAUUCCAGACCUCAGCCCCCACCUCCAUCGCCACCGCCAGCCGGGCAAAGCCCACCAGCCGCUACAGUCCCGAGGUGCAGCCGCAGCCCACUCCCCACCAGCGCCCGGGUUCCCGCGUCUCUCCCGAAAACCUCUCCGACAAAAGUAGGGGAAGGCUUGGUAAAUCCCCCGAAAGAAGCCACGUCUCCUCCGAGUCUUACGAGCCGAUCUCUCCGCCUCAGGCCCCCGCCGGCCACGAGAAACAAGACAGCCUUUUGUUACUGUCCCAAAGAUCUGAGCCUUCAGAGCAGAGCAGGACGGAUUCCCGUUCCCCCGGAAGCAUGAGCUACCUGCCUUCCUUCUUCACCAAACUGGAGAGCACCUCGCCCAUGGUGAAGUCCAAGAAGCAGGAGAUCUUCCGGAAGCUGAACUCCUGCGGCGGCGGCGACUCGGACAUGACUGCUGCUCAGCCGGGGACAGAGAUAUUUAACUUGCCAGCAGUAACUACUUCAGGGCCGGUCAGUGCCCGAGGUCAUUCCUUCGCCGACCCGGCCAGCAACCUGGGACUGGAGGACAUCAUCCGCAAAGCCCUGAUGGGCAACUUUGAUGACAAAGGGGAAGACCACAGCCUCCUCAUGGCCCAGCCGAUGGGUCUCGUACCAGGCGGAUCCAACGCGGCGCUACCGGCAAACAGCGAAACCCGCAGGGAAGAGACAAACCCAUCCCCAAAUCCGGGCGGGGGAGUCGGCAAGCAGAAGCUGCUGGGCAAAUCCGGCAGCCGGAAGUCCAAGUCGCCCAUUCCAGGGCAAGGCUACUUGGGGACGGAGCGUCCGUCAUCGGUCUCCUCGGUGCACUCGGAAGGCGACUACCACAGGCAGACCCCGGUGUGGUCAUGGGAGGACAGGCCCUCCUCCACAGGUCAGCCGAGCCAGGCAGCCAACGGGGAGAGCAACUUGAAAGCAGGAUCCACCCAGUUCCCCUACAACCCCCUGACGAUGCGCAUGCUGAGCAGCACCCCUCCGACCUCCAUCACCUGCGCCCCGUCGUCGGUCGGCCAGGCGUCCGCUCACCAGCCCAACCGGAUAUGGGAUCGGGAACCCGCCCCGCUCCUCUCGGCCCAAUACGAGACCCUUUCGGACAGCGACGACUGAAGCCGGGGGACGAGGGGGUGAGGAAAGACCCUUUUUUUGUAACAAGAAAUAUAUAUAUAUAUGGAAAAGAUACUCAUUCGUGGGGCUUGGAAACCCACCCGAUUGGUCUUUUUAAAACACAACAAAGCGCAGUGUCCCCCGAAGACCUCUUCAAAGACAGACAAAAGGGGGGCGGCUGCACUAGAUGAAGACGUUUUUUGGAACUUGGAGCGCCGUGAAAAUAUGUAAAGAGGUGUUUUGUUUUCGUUUUUUAAAAAAAGAGGACGUAUUACUGAGCGACAUCUUUAUUUGUAAAGAGAAAGCCGCGCGUCUGACGUCUCUAAAGAAAACCAAGCGAGAGAAAGAAAGAGCGACCGUUCUUCUGUAAAUAGAGCAUCUUCCCUUCCCUGCCGCAGUGUUCACUUCAGGUCCACUCAACCUCCUCCUUGUUAGAAGAUCUGGUGUACUUAUGUUGAAAUCAUUGCAUAAAACCUUUUGUUCGGGGUCGUUUUAUAAUUAUUAUUAUUUUUUAAAGAGCGUUUUUCUCGAGCGUAGAAGGUUAGCCGUCUCUUUUCCCCCCCAAGGUGUCGCCCAGCUUCAGCGCGUUGGGCGCAUCUCCCACUGGCGCCGGGGCGAUGCUCCCAGCCGGUCCGCACAUAACAGCAACCUCACCCAUGGCUACUUUUCACGGGCGGCGCACCUCUCCCCGUCUUUUCUUUUCUGUGGUUAUCAAAGACCUUGUGGAGUACCGUUUUUAAUUUUGUGUUUUUUGAGGCCCUUCUCGGUGGCUGUACGUUUUUAAAACUCGCGCGGAUUGCGCCUCCGCCGCAGUGUACAUUCCCCCUCUCCGCCGUUCCGAGUUUUGUUUAGCCACACUGUGAAACGUUUGGCACGGGACGCAACGGCGGCCUCUUUCCCUGAGAGAGAGAGAGAGAGAGCCAAGCCCCACGGAGCGAACGCGUCUCCUCCGUCGGCGCCGAAUAAUUCUCGCUCUGAGAUGGCAAAACCCAGUUUGUCAGGUGCUUGUGUAUAUCUAAAUUGUGUUGUUUUUUUCCCCAGAACUAAACAAGGCUGGAGUCAGUUCUUAAUAUGAUUUUUUUAUUUUUGAAUGUUAAUGCCACUGGAUUUUCUGCUUCUGGUUUUCCGAUUCUUGUAUGGAGAUGUUUCUAGUUCCCGUCUUUGUUUUGCUGUCCGAGACAAAAAAAUACAUAUAUACCACAGUACAUCCACUAGUACCUAAA
This is a messenger RNA of Sceloporus undulatus (fence lizard), 2881 nucleotides long. RefSeq names its product nuclear receptor corepressor 1-like. Gene Ontology annotation, molecular function: nuclear thyroid hormone receptor binding; transcription corepressor activity. The transcript has 10 exons. The coding region runs from base 225 to 1661 and encodes 478 amino acids. Gene Ontology annotation, biological process: negative regulation of transcription by RNA polymerase II. Lineage: Eukaryota; Metazoa; Chordata; Lepidosauria; Squamata; Phrynosomatidae. The record is from RefSeq and is a predicted model, not a curated record.